GACAACGUACAAUCGACUUUGUGACCCCACAUGUCAACCUGUGGAUCAACAUAGAUUCUUGAUAGUGAUACAAAAUAUGGCAGAACGUACAGAUGAAGAGCGGGCGAAGCUCAAGGCAUUCUUAUUCAAGGCGGUCAGCGUGCAAACGGAUGCAGAACCCCAGCUACUGGCAGAUUACCUAUUUGCCUUGAUCGAGAACAAUGCAAACAUCAGCUCGGAUGAACUUUCUCAGGAAAUCUCCGAGUUCGUCGAAACAGAUGCACCUCAACUCGCACAAACACUAUACACCGCGAUCCAUUCCAAAUCCUACCUCUCGCCUACCGCCGGUCCCUCUUCUACCCCGAAUUCGAAAGCAAUUCCGACUGGACCUUCAUCCGCCACGAAAAAGCGAAGACUAUCAGAAUCGGGCGAUGUCGAGAUGACGGAUGCGGGAGCUGGGGGGAACAAAAUUACGAGGUUGAACGAUGGGAACCAGGGAGCGGGUCCCUCAGGGUCAAUUGGGAUGGAUGAAAGGACGAUGGGGCACGAUUCGAACAGAGGCAAGCGAGGACGAGGUGGAGCUGCUUUUGGAAACGGUAUGGAGGGUCACCCAAGGAGAAAGAAGCCUUGCUUCGAUUAUCAUAAUAAAGGCUUCUGUGCACGAGGUAUUCAAUGCCCAUAUGAACAUGGUCCGGAUACUAUGUACAGCAUGCCCGGCGGCGGUAUGCCACCCAUGCCUUUCCCCUUCAUGAUGCCGUUUCCUCCCAACGGCCCAGGCCCGGUAGGACCAGCUGGACCAGGAGGACCCGCACAACAGCAGCAGGAUGGUGCACCCUCGGAGAGUUCUAUGCAGGUAGAUGGAGCGGCACGGGCGGCUGGUAGCCAGGAAUAUUCGCCAGAUCAACCCGGGAUGGCAGGACCUGCGGGACCUUUCCCUGGAAUGGGUUCGCCGAAUGGGGCUGGAAUGUUCCCCUUCCCUCCCGGUGGCCCACCACCCCCCGGGAUGAUGCCAUUCAUAAUGGGAAUGCCGGGCAUGUUCCCACCGUUUGAGCAGGGUGGUGCCAGGGGCAACGGCCGGGGUCGUGGACGAGGCGGAAGAGGGGGUCGUGGUGGUCGAAUGGGAGUCGAGGGUUUCAAUGACUGGGACGGCGAUCUUUCGAACCGACCGCCCAAGGACAACACAUCCACGACACUCGUCGUUGCCGAUAUCCCUGCCGAGCACCUCAACCUCGAAUCCAUCCACAAUCAGUUCAAGCAGUUUGGAACCGUGACCAAUGUCGCCGUGGAGACCCGGGCGAAAAAGGCCUUGGUAGCGUUUUCGACAAACCGGGAAGCUCACGCGGCGUGGUUGAGCAAGGAAUCGUUCUUUGGCGAUCGACACGUCAAGAUCCUCUGGCACCGUCCACGAGAGGGUCAAGGCGAGGUCGGACAGAAGGCGUUGAACGAUUCGGCGCCGUUGUUGGAAAACCUACGAAAAAUCGAUCGGGAGGGCAUAGAAGCGUUCCAGAGCGCUGGCAAGUCUGCAUCAACCUCUACGUUGCCGACCGUCGACCCGGAGAUUAAGGCCCAACUGGCCGAAGUCCGAGAACGAGGACUCAAGCUGGAAAAGAUCGUCGCUGAACAGAAAGUCCUGAUGGUUCGACUCGAGGGCACGAAGGAUGCCGAGGAGAAGACCAAAUUGAAGACGAGGCUCAAAGAGCUUAUCGGCGAAUCGAGCGUGAUCAAACAGGCCAACGCCGGGAUCGACGUGGAAAAGCUUCAAGGGAUCAUCGAGGCGCAGACCAAGGCGAGGGAAGAAGCGUUGGCAAAGAAGCGAGAACAGAGUCGGGUGCAGAGUAGGCCUCAGGAUGGCGUGCACAGUAUACAGGAGAUGCUAGAUCACGAGAUGGAGGAGCAUAAUAUCCAGGCGCAGUUGGAGGGGAGCAAGGACAAGAAGGACGAAGAGGUCGAUGAGGAGACGCUCAAGCUGAGGGCUCAACUGGCGGCUUUGAAGAAUCAGGCUUCGAGCAUGGGCAUCAACCCGGACGCAGCGUCUUAUCAACCUCGAGGAGGCUACCGUGGUCGAGGAGGCAACAAUUACCGCGGAUCGACCCGGGGCGGCGCCAACCCCGGAGUAAAUCGCUCGCUGAAGCUCGACAAUCGACCCAAAGCUCUGGCCGUGGCUGGACCGGCCGUCACUUCGGAUCAGGCGGAGACGAUGAGACAGGUCAAGGAGUGGUUUGCUGAUUUCUCGGAUGUCUUGGCAAGAGAGCCGGUGGUUGUCGAGGACAAGGUGGUCGUUCAGUUUACGAACCGAGGGUCGGCCGAGACGGCAAUGGCGAUGGGAACCAUGAUCCCGGCAAUUUCACCACCCGUCACAAUCGGUUGGCAUACCGCUCCGUUACCCCAGUCUCCUGUGACUGCAAUCGGAGCCGGGAUGGAGGGAAUCGAGACGACGGCCGUGGCCACCGAAGCAAGGCAGAGGGAGGUGACGCGAGGAGAGAGGGAUGCCGACGAGUAGAAGCAGAUCAUUGGGGAUCUCUGUUCGGUCUUGUUUGAUAUCAUCGGCAUGUAAGGUAGCAUUGUAAUGAUCGGCUGGUUGGUGAAUACCAUAUUCGAGACCUUGACUCUUGGCAUAUCAGAACGUGCAGCCAAUGUUCUUGAGAGUCACGUGAUGGUAUUUCGCGGACGCGCUUAUCAGAUUGUGACGGGAAAUGGGAU
This is a messenger RNA of Filobasidium floriforme, 2679 nucleotides long. RefSeq lists its product as uncharacterized. NCBI's taxonomy places the organism in Eukaryota, Fungi, Basidiomycota, Tremellomycetes, Filobasidiales, Filobasidiaceae. The transcript has 6 exons. Gene Ontology annotation, cellular component: nucleus. The coding region runs from base 77 to 2479 and encodes 800 amino acids. Gene Ontology annotation, molecular function: RNA binding; metal ion binding. The record is from RefSeq and is a predicted model, not a curated record.